Messenger RNA from Rotaria socialis, 2181 nucleotides. NCBI's taxonomy places the organism in Eukaryota, Metazoa, Rotifera, Eurotatoria, Philodinida, Philodinidae. The record is from the annotation of a GenBank genome assembly.
AUGAAAGCUACUCGGCUACUUGGAAUUCUAUUCAAUAAAGCGACCGACACUUUUCCUGUUUCACCUUCACUUACUGAUAUUCUUGUGUCGCUUACUGAGGCACUUCGUGCUAAUAGCAAGGAGACUAAAUUCAAAUUAUAUUUAUUGCAAGCCAUCGGUGAAAUUAUGAUAUUUAUUGCUGGUCGAACACCAGAUAAUUCUCUUGUGCCUGGUUUCACAUAUCAAUUAAUUGUUCGUUGUCUCAAGGAUGGUGAUGAUACUGCACUUAAUCAUGCUGCAUGUAAAAUAAUUGAAAAUCUUCUACUUGUUGCUGAUAAACAAGCAGAUAAAUUGGCAACAUCUGAUGUUGCUGUUGCACUGUGGAAUAUUGCUAGUACUGUUGGUAAUAAUGAACAUAUCCGUGCUUCGGCUUUAGCUGCAUUAUGUCAUAUGGGUUUAUCCUAUCUUGAUAUUGUUCAAUCAGUAUUUGAUAAAGUGAAUAUCAAAGGCGAUAUAUUUCAAACAACAUCAUCGAAAGUUCUUCAAUAUAAUACAACACUUUUAGCUAUUCUAGCGAAACGCACGAAGAAUCGUACAAUGUUUAUACAAGAUAUACUACCAAAAAUGAAUGUUCUAUACGAAAACACAAAUAUACUCACUCGUGCUAAAGCAUAUACUUUAACGUACGUUCUAUUAUCAACUUACAGUGAAAGUCUUUUUACAUUAAGUGACACAAAACUUUUUCAAGCCAUCGAGCGUGAUGUUCGUCGUACAUCAGCAGAUCCCGAUGAAAAUGAUUUAUUGCAUGAAUCACUGAAUCGUUUAACUGCACUUUUAUCAAGUCAUGUAAAUCGAAUAUUAGAUGAACUUUUAACAUCUACUGAACAAACAAGAAAAACGUCAUCAGCUAAAGAUGCAUUUAAAAAAUGGUUACCAUCAUUUCGUUUGAUUUCAAUAAUUAUUGGAAAUCAUUGUAUUCGCUCCCGGGUAGUCACAUUAAUGUCUAUUAAAAAAUUAUUCAAACUUUUUUCUAAUAUUAAACUCAUCGCAGAAUUAAACACGGAAUUAAUCAAAGGCCCAUCAUCAUUAACUGAAAUCAUAUCUUAUGUAUCGCAAACAUUAGAUGCUUUUGUUCGUGCUCGUGAUCUACUAUCGCUAUUUAGCGAAAUACUUCUUACUGAUCUUCUUCCACUUUGUUCACAAUUACUCGUUUCAUCAAAUGUUGAUGAAUUUUCUCUUUGUGCUCUAUGCAUUCUUAAUGAAUUAUUAACUGAAUUAAAAUUAACGGACUGUGUUCUACCGAGUCAUGUGCAACGUGAUAUAAAACAAGAAUUACAUCAAACAUUUUUAUCAAUUAUUUGUGAUCGACAUAUACUUCGUGAAGAGCCCAUUGCAUUGCUUAGCCUACGUUUUAUUCAAACAAUAUGGACACUAAUUGAUCAUACAUCUACACCAUUUUCAAUUCAAUCGCAAUCGAAUCUUAUUUCAAAUCUAUUCACUCUUAUUAUGCAAAAUAAAGAUAAAUCAACAGGCACAUUUAUGCAAGGUAUUGCUUCAUGUUUAACAACAUUAUCAGAACAACGAGAAAUAAUUCAGACAAUGAUUGAACAAGGUUUGGUAUCAAUUCAACUUCAAUUAAUUCAAGAUCAAUUAGCUUCAUCAUCAACUGAUCGAUCUGUAAUGAAUAUCUUACUUGAAUUAUUAUCGUUACUCGAUCGUGAUCUUACUUAUGUACUCGAUGUUGUUAAACGAGCAUUACAAGUUAAAAAAACUGGAGCGGGUGAUUCGGAUUUACCAUCAAUAGCUGAAAAAUUAUUACAAGUUCAUAAACCUCUUGUUACUCUUGUUGGUCCAAUGAUCAAUUUAUUGCCAAAUGAAGAUCCAUCGAUUGCUAAAAUUGCUCUACACAAUCUUUCUUUAUUGACACAAUUGAUCGGUAGUGAAGGCAAAGCAAUUCUCAGUAAAAAUCAUAUUCAUAUACUAAGUUCAAUACUUCGAACGUCCGAUACAACAAAACAAAAAUUACUUCUACGUGCUAUAAAACGUUUAAUCAGCGGAGAUAAACGUAGUUUGGAUGUAGCUCGUUCGAAUACGAAUAACGAACUUACUCAAGCAUUACAACAAUUGAAAAAGUCAGCAGCGAGCGAAGCCGAUGCUGGUCUUAUAUCUCAUAUUGAUGAUUUAUUACAUUUACUCAUGUAA